GCUGCGCGCCGGGCGGCGAGUCCUUUCGGCGGUGGGUGCUGCAGGCUGAGUCGUUCUCCGUCCUCCGCGUCCCCCGCGAGCCGCGCCAGCAUGACGGACCAGGCCGUGUCGUUCGCCAAGGACUUCCUGGCCGGGGGCAUCGCCGCCGCCAUCUCCAAGACGGCCGUGGCCCCGAUCGAGCGGGUCAAGCUGCUGCUGCAGGUGCAGCACGCCAGCAAGCAGAUCGCGGCCGACCAGCAGUACAAGGGCAUCGUGGACUGCAUCGUGCGCAUCCCGCGGGAGCAGGGCGUGCUGUCGUUCUGGCGGGGUAACCUGGCCAACGUGAUCCGCUACUUCCCGACGCAGGCGCUCAACUUCGCCUUCAAGGACAAGUACAAGCAGGUGUUCCUGGGCGGCGUGGACCAGCGCACGCAGUUCUGGCGCUACUUUGCCGGCAACCUGGCGUCGGGCGGCGCGGCCGGGGCCACGUCGCUGUGCUUCGUGUACCCGCUGGACUUCGCGCGCACGCGGCUGGCGGCCGACGUGGGCAAAUCCGGGUCCGAGCGCGAGUUCAAGGGCCUGGGCGACUGCCUGGUGAAGAUCAGCCGCUCGGACGGGCUGCGCGGCCUGUACCAGGGUUUCAGCGUGUCGGUGCAGGGCAUCAUCAUCUACCGCGCCGCCUACUUCGGGGUCUACGACACCGCCAAGGGCAUGCUCCCGGACCCUAAGAACACGCACAUAGUGGUGAGCUGGAUGAUCGCGCAGACGGUGACGGCGGUGGCCGGCGUGGUGUCCUACCCCUUCGACACGGUGCGCAGGCGCAUGAUGAUGCAGUCGGGCCGGAAAGGAGCCGACAUCAUGUACUCGGGCACCCUGGACUGCUGGAGGAAGAUCUUCAAGGACGAGGGCGGCAAGGCCUUCUUCAAGGGCGCGUGGUCCAACGUGCUGCGCGGCAUGGGCGGCGCCUUCGUGCUGGUCAUCUACGACGAGCUCAAGAAGGUCCUGUAGUGCUGCGGGCACAGUGCUCCCGGCGCGGUGCUGCACAUACUACUCCCGGGGGCGACUCACCUUCCAGAAAUUCCACUUUGCCGCUAUCACUUCCAGGGUGGGUUCAGAGGGCCUCGGUCUCCAUCCUCUGAACCAUCCCACCUCCGGGGCAGGGGGGUCACUGCACGUCCGGGGGGGCCGUGGGAGGACCAAGUCCAGACCUUGUGGGACCAGCCUUGGAUAACUAUUUAUUGAAGCAGCAGCAGAACCGAGCGUUAAGCACUAGCACCCUGUGGGGAAAAGCCUCGAGUACUCGGUCCUGUGAUGGGCAUUCUGCUUGGAAAUAAUAAAACGGGACCCGGACCUCA
This is a messenger RNA of Nannospalax galili (Upper Galilee mountains blind mole rat), 1334 nucleotides long. RefSeq names its product solute carrier family 25 member 6 (gene Slc25a6). Gene Ontology annotation, biological process: mitochondrial ATP transmembrane transport; mitochondrial ADP transmembrane transport. The record is from RefSeq and is a predicted model, not a curated record. The transcript has 4 exons. Bases 91 to 987 code for a protein of 298 amino acids. Gene Ontology annotation, cellular component: mitochondrial inner membrane. Gene Ontology annotation, molecular function: ATP:ADP antiporter activity. NCBI's taxonomy places the organism in Eukaryota, Metazoa, Chordata, Mammalia, Rodentia, Spalacidae.